Messenger RNA from Dunckerocampus dactyliophorus (ringed pipefish), 1620 nucleotides. It is a transcript of the gene mrpl1, whose product is annotated as mitochondrial ribosomal protein L1. Bases 614 to 1567 code for a protein of 317 amino acids. NCBI's taxonomy places the organism in Eukaryota, Metazoa, Chordata, Actinopteri, Syngnathiformes, Syngnathidae. The record is from RefSeq and is a predicted model, not a curated record. The transcript is spliced from 9 exons.
UCGGAAACACAAGGGCGAACAACAAACGACACUUCCGCCUCACUUCCGCUCGUGCCCGACUGCGCGCUCCGGUUAGCGUGCAUUAGCGUAGCAUUGCUAAGAGAUGCUAACGUGAAGUCUGUCAAAUGGGGGGAAAUGAUUUUAGAGAAUUCAUCGUUGCUUUAUAAUUGAUCGGACACUACUUUAUUGUUUAAACCUACAGUCAAUGUUUUUUUGCUUUGUUUUUUCUGAGAAACCUUGUGGCAAGCUAUUUAGUACGUCCAAAUAAAGCUUACGCCGGUGACGUAAAACAUCUCUCUAAACAAAUGUAUUACGGUGCAAAAUAUUCUUUGCUCCAAUCGCUAAACCUCGUUUAAAAUGCAGCUUCAUUAUCCUCGGGUCAAGUUUUUCAGUCAAAUGUACAUUUGUGCAUUGAAAAUAUGUGCCGUUGGAAAAAAAUAAACCAAAAGUGCGAGUAUCUUUUAACACUGUCAAAUAAAACUUUGAUUUACUCGGCUAUGGACAGUGAUAUUUGCACGAUGACAAUUUCGCAUUGAAGUCUUGUGUCGCUGCCUUCCCAGGCGGAACCAAUAUUCCGCCGUGCGUUUUACCCGGAUCACCGUUGUCCGCCAACAUGGCAACCUGCGCGCUCACUGUAUGGAAAGUUGUAGCAGGAUGUCGGAGGCAGCUUCUGAGUGGCGGCGCUCCCACCUACACAGCCUUUCCCUCCUGCAGCAUCCCCGCCAGGACCUUUGCUGCAGCCGCCGCCAUCAAGACACGAAAAAGGGGGAAGAAAGAGGACAAGGAGCCAGAGGUGAAGAAGGAGCCGAGGGUCAUCGAUGACAAAGACCGACACAAGCCCUUUGGGAAGACGGCGUGGGCGCCUGUGGACGACGUCUACAUCCUGAGGUACUACCCGAGGACCGUGUACAGCGUCGCCGACGCCGUCGACCUGCUGAAGAGCUACCAGGUGUUGGACUUCACCGCCCACAAUCAGCCUGUCUACGUGGACCUGAAGCUCGACAUGAAGCUGGAGAAGAAGAAAAAAGUUGACCCCUUCGUCAGCACGGUGCAUCUUCCACACCCCUUCAAGACGGAGAUGAACAAAGUUGUGGUGUUUACUGAGGAUGUUAAUCAAGCUAACGUGGCUAAGGAGGGCGGAGCCUCCUUUGUCGGAGGAGCGGAGCUCAUUCAGCCGAUCUUGGAUGACGAGAUCGUUGCCGACUUCUACGUCUCCGUGCCUGAAAUGCUGGCCAAGCUCACGCCGCUCAAAAACAAGCUGAGAAAGAAGUUUCCAAAGAGCAACAGAGGCUCGGUCGGCAUCAACGUUCCCAAAAUGCUGGAGCUCUUCAAGACGGGCCACGAGUACGCCGUGGAGAGCGAGUGCUACGUCAGGACGCAGAUUGCCACGCUGGACCUUCCCAAAGAACACAUCCUCGCCAACCUGCAGACCAUCCUCAUGGACGUGUGCUCGCAUCGGCCCGCCAAUAUGGGCCCCUUUGUCAAGCGCGCCAUCAUCACCAGUCACACCAGUGAGGCUCUGUGGUUCAACAGUGAUGACCUUCUGCCCAAACUGGCUGAAGAAUAACCCUCUCUGUGUGUAUUUGUUGUACUUAGUAAUAAAGUUCUUUGUUUUUUUAA